Molecule: messenger RNA, 1897 nt
Organism: Aphanomyces astaci
Lineage: Eukaryota; Oomycota; Saprolegniomycetes; Saprolegniales; Verrucalvaceae
Exons: 5
Coding region: 7-1812 (601 amino acids)
Biological process (GO): transmembrane transport
Cellular component (GO): membrane
Molecular function (GO): transmembrane transporter activity
Source: RefSeq, a predicted model, not a curated record
UAAGGGAUGAGCGCAUCUUCCAGAUCGAGGGAAAAGGAAGCUCUUCUGCCCGUUGGCGCUGUAAACGGAGAUGCCACCGCGACCCCCAAGAAGGCUUACAAGUCCAUUAUCCUCAGCGUGUGUUCGUUCAUCCUCGUGACGGAGUUCUGCGAACGCUUUGCGUACUACGGGUUCACGGGCUCAUUGCCCAUCUUCUUUCGGAAGCAUUUGGGCAUGAGCAGUGUCUUGGCCACAGAGCUCAAUAGCGUGUUUACCUGUUUCACAUACAUCAUGCCCCUUUUUGGUGCAUACAUUGCCGAUCGGCACAUGGGUCGCUACAAAAGCAUUUUGUCGUUCUCGUUGUGGUACUUGGCGGGGUUGGUGGUGUGUACGAUUGCUGCGCAUCCUGCUGUGAUGUCCAUGCCGUUGUUCAUGGCGGGGUUAUUCGGAGGCGUUGCGAUGGGAGUCGGUGGCAUCAAGCCAAACGUAGUGGUGCUAGGCGCGGACCAAUUCGACGUCACGGACCCAUCGCAGCGAAAACAGCGGGACGAUUUCUUCAACUGGUUUUACUGGUCCAUCAACUUCGGGUCGACCUUUAGCUACAUUUUCCUCACCAACUUGGCGGUGCAAGGCUUGCCGCCGUUGAUUCCCGAAUCGUUUGGGUUCUUCGCGUCGUUCCUGAUUCCGUCCAUCUCGUUCUUCUUGGCUGUGUGCAUCUUUUACGCCGGCCGCGACCGGUACGUGAAGAAGCCGCCGCAGGGCAGCGCGUUGAGUCGCUUCUUCGACAUCUUGUUGUGCGCUGGAGCCAAGUCGUUCCAUGGCAAGGUGGUCUUGUCGGGCGGCCUCGUGUUCAUUCCCGCCAUCGUCACGACCACGGCGUCCUACUUCAUCCAAGACCCGACGCUGCACUUGGCCGUGGCUCUGGCGGGCGCGGGUAUGAUCGUGUAUGGCACGCUGGUGCUGGUCACGUCUGGCCAGGACACGUCGUGGGUGCUGCAGGCGGCGGAUGCGGGGCAGUACUCGCUCGGCGAAGUCAAGGAAGUGGCCCAAGUCGUUCGGUUGGCGCCGUACUUUAGCUUCCUCAUUGUGUUUUGGGCCGUGUACGCCCAGCAAAGCAUGAACUUUGUCAUGCAGGGCUGCCAGAUGGACCUCCGCGUCGGCGACGCGCAGAUCUCGUCGGCCAUGCUAUCCAUGUUUGACGCGAUCGUCAUCCUUGUGUUUGUGCCAGUGUUCAACUCGGUCUUGUACCCCGUCGUCGAGUCAUGCGGAGUCAAACUGACGCUGCUGCGCAAGAUGGGCAUCGGGUUUGUCGUCGCCACAGCUUGCAUGCUCGUGGCGGGUCUGACGGAAUCCGCCCGCAAGGAUGCGGGGGUGUUGCCGGGUCUCAACUCCAACUGCGCCCAGCCCGGCGAGCACCUCGCCAUGUCCCAGUUGAGCGUGUGGUGGCAGAGCCCCCAGUACCUCUUGGUCGGGAUUGCCGAAAUACUCGUGAGCAUUCCUUCGUACGAUUUGUUUUACUCUGAGGUGCCGGAAUCCAUGCGCAGCGUGUGCCAGGCGCUGAAUUUGCUCACCACGACGCUGGGCUCGUUGGUGGCGGGGGGCACAAACAGCAUUUUCUCGUUUUGGAUCCCCAGCGACCUCAACACGGGCCAUCUCGAGUAUGUCUUUUACGUGUUUGCGGCGCUCGUCCUCGUCAACUUGGCCGGGUUCAUGGUCGUGUCCCAGGGGUUCGAGUACCACCAACCGGCGAAAACCACGCUGGACCUCGUGUCGGGCUUUUCGCCAGCAUUGCCGCGGGCCAACCACCACCGCCGCCAGUCGCGCCAGACGUAGAUAUUAGUACGGAAAUAAUAGGACAUUGGAAGUCGAAGAAUUGUGAUGGAUACUCGUAUAUUUGAAAUAUAUAUCCUACUCGGAA